Molecule: messenger RNA, 1440 nt
Organism: Oikopleura dioica
Lineage: Eukaryota; Metazoa; Chordata; Appendicularia; Copelata; Oikopleuridae
Source: the annotation of a GenBank genome assembly
AUGAUGAAAAGCUAUGCUAUAAACAAUAUCGGAGAUUCAGUAAUUCUGCCCGCCGAUUCUUUCUGGAAGUUCCUUAGAGUCAGCGACGUCGAAGAAGAACUCCAAUUGACUGCUGCAGACAGUUUAAACGGAAAAGUAAUGAUAAGGACGAUCGGAAAAAAUCAAGAAACAGAGCUUCAAAUUCCUAAACGCUGUGCUUCUAUUGUGCCCCCGGUUGUUCCUACUGUGAAACAAAAAUUAGAACGUUGCAUGGACAACGAUCGUCCCGCAAGCAGAGGAGUGCAGCGCGAGUUCCACGUUUUUAAUGACGAGUUUCUCGCAAAAGAAAUGGACAAAAUUGGUCUGACCGUCGAUGCAGACAUCAUAGUGAUUUCAGGUGAAAGCGACGACGAAGAACCAAAAGGGACGAAUAACAAGAACGUUGUCGUCAAUGUAAUCACCUCGCCAAGUCGCCAAGAAAAAACAGAUUCUCCCUUCAGGGUACCUGGAACGCCGCCUCCAAGCUCAAAGGACGAUAAGAAUACAGCUCCCGAGUCAAGCAGAAAUAUGCCAGAAACAGCUGUAAACAAAAUUUGCGAGAAGAAAGGAGGUCUUGCGCAAGAAUUUAGAAAAAAGUUCAAAAGCAAGACAACCGAAAAAGAACACUCUUCGCAGGAUAGUAGUGGAAUACGAGCAUGCAAUCGCCCAAAAGAGCCGAAUGAUAGGGAGCUUGAAGAAUACUACCUCUUUCACUGCCCAGUGGAUGAGCUCGCACUGUUCAUUACGUGCGGCGAAACGUUUAGAAUCGGCCAGAGAGAUAUAUUCGGGAAAAAAGGCAUUCAUUGCUGGAUCCUCGACGAAGAAUACAUAAAAUCCGAUGAGUACAAUCGCAGAGCGUUAUUCGGAUAUAUCAACAUCGAAGGAAUGUACUAUGGAAACGGCAAUUUGUACCACACGUCAUUAAGAAAAGCGGAGGAAAUUAUCGACACAGUUUGGGUGGACUUUUUAUGUAAACAAGGCCUCCUGGAGCUUCAAGAAAGAAUAAUGAAAUUGCUAAGCUUUACAGCGCUGACUGAGUCUGUCAAGAGAAGUCUGGUCGAAAAGAUUAUGGAACAAAAGACGACGGACCAGAAAUGGAAUGUGAUCGAACAACGACUAAAGAACAACGACCAGCUUGACAAAAAUUCACUGCGCGUUAUCAAACUUCGACAUCUCUAUCCGAAAUUAGAUAAGCCAGUGCUUACCAAUCAUAAGCAUUUAUUGAGAAUGCCCUUUAGCGUCCACCAGGAUACAGGAGCCAUCGCGGUUGUUUUCGACCCCCUGCUGACAACGGAAUUGGACCUAAAGGGUUUCCCGACAGUUUUCAACCUCAGAAAAACCGAAGCGCUAUGUGAAAAAUUCGUCCAUCUGUUUCAGACAAUUCUUUUGCAGCGCUACAAAAAAGCUUCUUACUCGUCCUAA